AUGAAUCCACAUGCUGAAUUACCUUUUCAGUCACUGAGAGUAUCGUUGUCCGACCGCAUCCGUGGCAAUUUUGUCAGACUUCCGAGUUACAUUGUGCAAGUUCUAGAAGGCACAUCUAUACCGGUGCAGGAGUUCGGCAUUGCAAUUCAAAAAGCUGAUCAUACUUUGCAUGUAGGUUGGGACGGCUUUGAAUCAUCUUCCGCUAUCAAUGGACAGACUUGCGUGGAGAUGAACCCGGUGUUAGCCUCGGCUCACAACGUGUCAGAGGGUGACGUGGUAGACCUGCGAAUCAGACACUUCGACCGACACCACGUAGCUACGGAGGUAUACAUAGAGCCUUUAUCGAGUGACGACUGGGAAAUCAUCGAAGGAAACUCGAGGUUUCUUCAAGAAGACAUGCUCUUUCAGACAAGAAUAGUCGUGCCAGAUGAACUGCUGAUAUGCUAUGUGGAGCAGACUGUGGCUCGAUUUAAAGUCCAAAAGCUAGCUCCCCAGCUAGACGGUGGAGGAAGACUCACAAACGAUACACUUGUGGUUGUUGCCCCUAUGCUAAACAAGUCCCGCAUUUCAAAUGAGAAGCUAAAGAUACCUGUUGAUCAUUAUCACUCAUCUUUUCACCAGCCUAUUUUAAUGCGAACUUUAGCCCGAACUAGUGAACUGCAGGGAUUUUCCAUGGGUGUGUGUGAACGCAAUGCAAAAUCAACUUUGGCCCUAGUAUCCAUUUUGAAGAAUCCCUUGGAAAAUUUACCCGCGGAUACGCCAACGGACAGUGGAAAUGUCAUCGCCAGUGCCGAAAAAGUAGCUGUAAAACUCAUUCAACAAAAACACCUGUCUAGCAAACAAGCUAUCCUAUCAGUUCUUGCGUGGGAGUCUCUUGGGUUUGAUCCGCAAAAUGGUCAUAAGAUAAAUGUCGAAUUUAUAAACGACCUGAGCGAUGUCGAGCCUCCGAAUGCCAUCGUCUUUAGAGUUGAACAAUCCAGCAGUAAAGAAAAAAUACUUUCAGGCGGUGAAAACAGCAGUGCUAUCCAUAGCGACACUAUCAAUAGCCUGGCUCGUUUAGUUACGGGAUCUGUAUUAACGGAUAGAGUAUAUUUACCGCGAUUCAGGGUUUACAUCGAGUUGGCAUAUUCCAGCGGUGAACGUGUUCCAUUCUAUGAUUUUCGAAGUAAAGGGAUAAAAUUCAAGCCGGCAGAUACCACGGUUAUUCUGUCACGAAAAGACCAGGUAGUCCCACAAAAUGCUCUGUCUGACCCAAUUGGGAUUGAAAAAAUGCUGGAUGAUCUGGUACAAUAUUUGACACUCCCCAUCGUACCUUCUUCGUGCUCCUUAAUUACUGGAUCUAGUGGAAUGGGUAAGACACUCUUGGUUCGACACUUGAAAUCUCGAUUGGAAUUAACCACAUCAGUGAACGUGAAAUAUGUGGAUUGUGAGAAAUUGAUAGACAGUUCAAAUUUUACGAAAAUGAAGCAGCACUUGCAACAACUGUUAUCGGCUUGUUAUUGGUAUAGUCCGUCACUUCUGAUUUUGGACAAUGCAGAGAUUAUAUUUCCGCAAUCGAGGUCUGAAGAUGAGGGUCAGUCCCAGAAUACUCUCACGGAUGUAUCAACAAAACUAUGUCAGGUAUUAGUGCAUGAUCUUGAAAGACUUUACCCGAAACGUCAAGGUCAGGUCCGAUUGUUACUGACAGCCAGAGCACAAGAUAAAAUCAACCAGAGUCUGUUUUCGAAGCAUGCAGUCGGCAAAACCUGGAAACUGUCAGCGCCUGAUAGAGACACACGCUGUGCACUGCUAAAACAUCUCUUAGGCGAAAGGAAUUUGCACUACUCAGAAGAACUAGAUGAGUCCACAAUAGCCGUUGGAACUGAAGGCUAUUCUCCACGAGAUUUGCUUUUGCUUGCUGACAAGGUACUAUAUGAACAUUUAUGUGAUCAAGAUAGCACUUCGAAUACUCUCAAAAGGGACAGUUUUGAUCGAGCCGUUGCCGCUUUUACGCCUACAUCACUUAGAGGUAUCAAGAUCCAAAAGAGCAUCGGAAUCAAAUGGUCGAGUGUCGGAGCAAUGCAUCAGGCGAAAGCGUUACUUUUAGAGACUCUAGAAUGGCCCAUUAAGUAUGGCCCCAUUUUCUCUAAAUGCCCCCUACGCUUAAGAUCCGGUAUCCUACUAUAUGGGUAUCCGGGAUGUGGUAAGACUAUGUUGGCGAGCGCAGUAGCACAGCAGUGUGGACUCAACUUCAUAUCUGUCAAGGGCCCUGAAAUCCUCAAUAAAUACAUCGGGGCCAGUGAACAAAGCGUUCGUGAGUGUUUUGAAAGGGCCCAGGCUGCGCGUCCAUGUAUUUUAUUUUUCGAUGAGUUCGAUUCGAUUGCUCCAAAGAGGGGACAUGACUCGAUUGGGGUGACAGACCGGGUUGUUAAUCAAAUGCUUACCCAGAUGGACGGUGCUGAAGGUUUAGAGGGUGUUUACGUACUUGCUGCUACAAGCAGGCCCGAUUUAAUUGACUCUGCGCUUUUGAGACCUGGCCGACUGGACAAAAGUGUACUUUGUGGCUUACCAGUGGCAGCUGACAGACUAGAGAUUUUACGGGCGAUCAUAUCUAGUGGCAAGAUGCCUGUAGAGCCAAGCUGUAAUUUACAAGAGUUCGCAGAGGCUACAGAUGGGAUGUCAGGUGCAGACUUGCAAGGAAUGUGCUAUAACGCCUACUUAAGUAGUGUGCAUCGGAAUAUGAGAAUGUCUACAGAAACCAAUGUACUCGAUGCUAUUGACGCUGCCGGUGACUUUCCAGAGAAGCGAUUAAAAUAUUUCCAAGCGACAAACCCCUCCUCGACAUCUGCGGAGGCCCACAUCUUUUUGGAAAAAUUCAAACACAAGUAUACCUCUACUCCCGCCGAUUUGGGGAAUCAGUCGUCCAGUGGGACCGUGUCAACGACCUCCAAGGACCUUCCAACUAUUACAACUGCCGACUUCCGGGCGGCCUGCCGCGACACGAAACCCUCAAUUUCUCCAGGUGAGUGGCAGAAAUUGUCUAAAAUCUACAGAAGAUUUUCAAGUGACCGAGAGGCCACGAUGCCCUCAGGAGAAGCAUCAAGUGACAUCGGUGGUAGACUCACGUUGAUGUGA
This is a messenger RNA of Lachancea dasiensis, 3114 nucleotides long. The record is from the annotation of a GenBank genome assembly. NCBI's taxonomy places the organism in Eukaryota, Fungi, Ascomycota, Saccharomycetes, Saccharomycetales, Saccharomycetaceae.